Pelobates cultripes (western spadefoot toad) is the source of this 16129-nucleotide messenger RNA. Lineage: Eukaryota; Metazoa; Chordata; Amphibia; Anura; Pelobatidae. The record is from the annotation of a GenBank genome assembly.
CUUCAUUGUCAGCGACUGAUACUGGCUGUUAGACAACGAGCGUCUCUUCUGAUAAAUUUUGUGGCAUUCCCUGUGGGGCUGUUUUCAAUAUGGCUCCGCGGUGUCAAACACUAGCAUUUGUCCUUUUGUUUUGCCAUGCACUCAGUAAUCCUGUUUUUCAGCCUUCCUUGGUAUUGGACAUGGCUAAAAUACUUCUUGAUAAUUACUGUUUCCCAGAGAACCUGGUUGGAAUGCAAGAGACCAUAGAACAGGCCAUCAAAAGCGGGGAGAUGCUGCAUGUCUCAGAUCCGUACACCUUAGCAAGUGUCUUCACUGCUGGGGUUCAAGGCUCAUUAAACGACCCACGUCUGGUAAUUUCUUAUGAACCAUCACACCAUGUAGUGAAACAGGAAGAAGAAACAAUUCCUUCUCCAGAGCAGCUGCAAUACCUAGUGGAUCAUUCUAUAAAGUAUGAGCUUUUGCCUGGUAACAUUGGCUACCUUAGAAUUGACUGCAUCAUAGGUCAAGAUGUAGUACAGAAAAUUGGUCCCUUCCUGGUCAAUAAUAUAUGGAAGAAACUGAUGCCGAGUUCAGCUCUUAUCUUGGACUUUAGAUAUAGUACUCAAGGUAAGGUUUCCGGGAUUCCUUUUGUCGUGUCCUACUUGUGUGAGUGUGAGUCUGUCAUCCAUAUUGAUACCAUUUAUAAUCGCCCAUCCAAUACCACCAUGGAACUGAGGACAUUACCUGCAACAAUGGGUGAGCGUUAUGGAAAAGAUAAAGAUGUAGUGGUAUUAACAAGCAGACACACUCAGGGCAUAGCCGAGGAUGUGGCAUAUAUCCUUAAGCAUGUUAAUAGAGCAAUCAUUGUUGGAGAAAAAACAGCAGGAGGGUCACUGGAUAUACAGAAAAUAAGGAUUGGCCAGUCGGAUUUUUAUAUUACUGUUCCCGUGUCUCGGUCUAUUAGUCCACUAACUGGACAGAGCUGGGAGGUAGCUGGUGUUUUUCCUUGUGUGGUAGUGAAUGCAGAGGAUGCACUGAAUAAAGCUCUGGCUAUUCUGUCUGUUCGCUCAAAAAUUCCCAGUGUUCUUGAACAGCUUAAAGACAUUCUCAAAAAAAAAUAUGCUUUCUCUGACCGUGUCCCCGCUUUGAUAAAGCAUCUUUCAAACAUGGACUAUGCUCCAGUUAUAUCUGAGGAUGAUCUUGCUGCCAAGCUUAAUUAUGAACUCCAGUCUGUUACAGAUGACCCAAGACUGGUGCUGAAAAGCAGGGCUGACACACCAGUUAUCCCACAGGAUUUCCCAGUGUCUGACAAUCUACCAGAUGAUGAAUCAUUUCUCCAAGGCUUGGUUGACACAGUCUUCAAAGUGAACAUCCUAACAGGGAAUAUUGGCUACCUACGUUUUGAUGAGUUUGCAGAUGCCUCUAUUCUAGCUAAAUUAGGACCCUACAUUGUAAACAAAGUAUGGGAUCCCAUCACCAUCACAGACAACCUCAUUAUAGAUUUGAGAUAUAACUCUGGAGGCCCAUCUGCUGCAGUCCCCGUGCUGCUGUCCUACUUUCAAGAACCAGAAACUAGGAUACGCCUGUUCACUUUGCAUGAUCAGUUGCUAAACUCAACCAAGGAAUUCUACAGUAUUCCUAAUCUGCUUGGAAAUCCAUAUGGCUCUAAAAGAGGAGUUUAUGUAUUAACAAGCCACCGAACUGCCACAGCUGCUGAGGAAUUUGCUUACCUCAUGCAAUCUUUAAGCAGAGCAACAAUCAUUGGUGAAAUAACCUCAGGAACCCUUAUGCAUUCCAAAUCAUUUAAUCUAGAAGGUACACAAUUGACUAUUACUGUGCCAAUAAUAAACUUUAUUGAUAACAAUGGUGAUUGCUGGCUUGGGGGUGGAGUAGUCCCAGAUGCUAUUGUCCUGGCUGAAGAAGCAUUAGACAAAGCUAAAGAAAUUAUUGCAUUUCACCCAGAUGUUGGUGCUUUGGUAGAAGGCACUGGUCAGCUCCUUGAAGUCCAUUAUGCCAUUCCUGAGGUGGCUAACAAAGUCAGCAGCAUAAUUAAAAGUAAAUGGUCUGAAGGCGGAUACCGCUCAGUAGUGGAUCUAGAGUCUCUUGCAUCCCAGCUUACCUCUGAUAUGCAAGAUAUCUCAGGUGAUCACCGAUUGCACGUAUUCUACAGUGACAUAGAACCAGAGAUUUUGGAAGACCAGCCACCCAAAAUCCCCUCACCUGAAGAGCUCAGCUAUAUAAUUGAUGCACUAUUUAAGAUUGACGUCCUUCCAGGAAAUAUUGGAUAUUUGCGAUUUGAUAUGAUGGCUGAUUCAGAAAUCAUAAAAGCUAUUGGUCCUCAGCUUGUGAGUAUGGUCUGGAACAAGCUGGUGGACACAAGUUUCUUAAUAAUUGACAUGAGAUUUAAUACAGGAGGGUACUCCAAUGCUAUACCUAUAUUCUGCUCAUACUUCUUUGAGCCAGAACCUCUCCAACAUCUGUAUACUGUAUAUGACCGUAGCACUUCCAAAGGCACUGAGAUAUGGACAUUGCCAGUGGUGGCUGGUCAAAGAUAUGGUUCCACUAAGGACAUAUAUGUACUUACUAGUCAUAUGACAGGAUCUGCAGCUGAAGCCUUUACAAGGUCUAUGAAGGAUUUAAACAGAGCUACCAUCAUUGGGGAGCCAACAGGAGGUGUUUCACUGUCUGUGGGCAUGUACAGAGUGGAGGACAGCCAUCUUUAUGUGUCAAUCCCUAACCAAGUGGUAAUCAGCUCAGUGACUGGAAAAGUAUGGAGUGUAUCUGGAGUUGAACCUCACAUCAUCAUCCAAGCCAAUGAGGCCAUGAGUGUUGCCCACCGUAUUAUCAAUCUCCGCUCUAAAAUUCCCUCUAUUAUUCAGACAGCAGGAAAGCUGGUAGCAGAUAACUAUGCAUUUGCAGAAACAGGAGCUGAGGUAGCAUCCAAACUUCUGUCUCUGGUGGAGAAGAAGGACUACAAAAUGAUAAAAUCUGAGGUAGAGUUGGCUGAGAAACUUAAUUAUGACCUGCAAACUCUCUCUGGAGAUGUUCACCUAAAGGCCUUAUAUAUACCUGAAAAUUCCAAAGAUCGUAUCCCAGGAGUAGUGCCAAUGCAGGUAAGAUGAGCAAAAUAAUUGCUAAGCUACUCCAAACCAAUGAUAAAAUAUAAUUAGUCAUGGUUAGCAGGAAUAACAGUCAACAAGUACACACUUAAAGUUUCACACACGUUAAUAGCAAAUGAAAACCUAAUCCUAGAUUUCUGAUUUUGACACCCUGGUAUCUUCGAACUUUAUGGCAUGCUACUCCUGCUGCUUGAGAUCUUACUCAAUUACCCCCUCAAUCCCUUUGUGUGUUACCGAUAUCUGCUCUUAUGUUUUAAUUCUCUCUGGCCGUCACCUCUAAAUUCCCCCUGCUACCCCUUGUUUCAACUGCCUAUUUAAUUUUUUAGAUUGCAAGAUCACAGGAUAAGUACUUUAUAGGAAAGAGUUUCAAUGGAUAGAUCUCAGCUCAUGGGCAGGGACCUCAUUGCCUUUUAAAAUGGUCUGUGUGUAUUGUACUCUCUUUUUCCCCAAUUACACAGUGCUGCAGAAUAUUUUGGUGCUUUAGAAAAUGCUAGUGUGAAUCCAUAAACAACACUAAAGUGCAGUAGCUUUGGUCCUUUGCAUUACGUAUAAUCAGUGGCUGAACGGAAGGAGAUAGGAUAUUAUUUGUGCCAAGCUUUCCCCACAUCUGGUUUCUUAUAACCUUUAAAAAGUCAUAAUGCAUUAUUUUGUUUUUAUAUUUCCAUUUGUAGUGCACUCCAAAAUAUGUUGGAUACAUUAUAAUAUUGGUUUGCACCUGAAAUUAGGUGCAAUGGGGUCCAGGAGUCAGUUCACUUGAAAAAGCUUUUAUAUAUCCUGAUAGUUUAGGAAAAAUACAGCACUUGCAUAUAUGGGGUGUAUGGCUUUAAGUCAAACUUGCUACACACCAAAAUAAUCUACUUUAAACUCAAAGAUGGAAACUGUAAAAAAGGAUAUAGGAAAACAGUAUGAGGAACUGUUUCCUAUUUGUAAUAAAAAGUUAUCACAGUUAUAUAUAAUGUAUGUGUCUUUAAAUCUGCGACUAAUAGAGUGAGGCAAAUUGUGUGCCAAAUAUCAUACUUAGUGACAGAAAAUAAAAAGUAAAAAUAGAAAUAGAAACUUCGUAUAAUGAAUAUACGGUUAUGUGACUGUAAAUAACCGUAUCACGUAGAGUGAUAAUAAAAAAGUAUUCAGAAAAAUAAGUAAAUAGAAUGAAUACAAAGUUUAAUGGGCAUAUUAAAAAAUACUAAAAAUAUAUAUUCAAAUAUUAACAAUAAUUAAAAAUAUGAGUCAGGAACGUAUUGCAAGAAUAUUACCAGUACUUUAGCAGUCCUUGUAUCAGAUAAAACGCAGGGACCAUCCAGGAUGGAUGUGGAUACAGUGUUGCAUAAACUGUAAUCUCUGGCUGUCGGCAGACACUGUAUCCACAUCCAUCCUGGAUAAACUAUCAGGAUAUAUAAAAGCCUUUUCAAGUGAACUGACUCCUGGACCCCAUUGCACCUAAUUUUAGGUGCAAACCAAACCACUUUAGUUUCAGGCAGAGUAUUUGGUGAAACUUCUGCCCAUAUCCAGUUUGAGACAUUCCACUACAAGUCAGACUCCCUCACUCCUGGGUGUUGCAAUAGGCAUACCAGACCAAUUUGACAUUAUAAUAUUGAUUUUAACCACAAUGCUCUCAAAAUCUGUACCCAAAAUUAUAUCAGUACAGUCAAAAUUACAAUAGGUCUAAAUAUUAAGUACCAUCGAUUAGACUUGUGCACAAAUUUGUUUCUGCUGGUGUGAACAAAUCAAAUUCUUUUCAGUCUAUGCUCGAACAAAUUGGUCAUCCAGGAUUUACCAGUGGAAUUGUAUUCAAUGAUUACAAUAUUCAGCCUAUUUCAACAACUUUGCUUUGUCAACUAUGAUCACCUGCCUUCUCUUUUGUGCUUCUAUUGACUAACCUCUCAUACAUUGCUUCUUAGGGGUUGACUCACUCUUAUCCCAAAUUUUUCAUCAUUCACAUGUAUGUUUUGUCUACUCAUUGUACACGGUGGUGGUCACUGGUAUGAAAAGCCACUGUUUAAUUUUGAGGCACUUUUCUGAAGUUAACUCCAUAAAAUAAAACAUUGAAAAUCACUUAUAACUUGCAUUAAAACAUUUUUUCAUUAAAAUCACUGUUUUGUUCUAAGUUUAUGCAAACGAUUUAGCAUCAUAAUCUAGGUCAGAAAACAAUAAAUAAUAGCAGAACAGAUAUAAUGAUUCACAGAGACGUAACUAGAAACCAGGGGAUGCCUGUGCAAAAAAAAAAAAUACAUCCCCCACCCCCACCUCAGCCCCUCCAUUUGUCACAUUCAUGCCCCUCAGCCCCUCCAUGUGUUUCAUUCAAGCCUCACAGGGUGAGUGUGGCAUAGUUGGAGUGGAUGAGUAUGACAGAAUUGGACGGGUUAAUGUGAUAUGGUGAGUGUGGCAGUGUGAAAGGGGGCAAGUGUGACAGAUUGAUGGAGAAUGAGUGUGACAGUAUUGGGGGGGUGAGUGUGACAGUGCUAGAUAAGGUGAGUGUAAUAGGAUGAAUAUGGCAGAGCGAUGGGAGGUGAGUAUGACAUGGGUGAGUGACAGGAUUGGAGAAGGGUGAAGAGGGGUGACAGUGUGUGGUGGGGUGACAGUUACACAGACACACAUAUGCAUACACUGAAGCUCAUGCAUAUAAACAGACAAACACACAGUGACAGACACACAGUUACACACCAUAUAACACAUACAGAUAUAUACACGGACACACAUGCUGAUACACAGACACAUACAGAUACAGAAGCACAGAUACACACACUGACACACAUGCAAAUACACAGACACACAAACACACAUAUACACAGAGACAUUUAUACAUAUAGACACACAUGCAGAUACACAGACACACAGAAUACCACACAUUGAGAUACACAGAAUGACACUCCUACAGAUACAAACACACAUGCGGAUACACAGACACACAUACAGACAGAUACACUUAUAGGCACUCAUGCAGAUACACAGACACUUAAGGACAAACAUUCAGAUACACAGAAUGACACUCAUACAGAUACAAGCAGUGACACACAUACAGAUACAUAGGGCACACACUGACAUACAGAUAUGCAGGCAUACCGAUACACAUACAGACACACAAGCAGACAGACAAACACAUACAAACAGACACAGAUACAUACAGACACACAUACAUAUACAUACAUACAUUCACAUACAAAUGCACAUACAUACAUGCAUACACAUACAUACAUACAUACACAGAUACACAAACACACACACAUGCAAAAUGUUUUAGUCACCCUCCUGUUUCCUUUUAGGUGCAGGAGGGUGACUUCCCCUGGGGUCCAGUGGCUGGCUCCUCCUCCCGCACGGCUCUCAUGGUUGCUGGCAGGAAAUCACUGGGGCAGUAAUUUCUUCCCAGCUCUGACCUCAUCACAGGGGGCCCUGAUGCGCUCUUAAAUCGUCACAGCGCUGACCAGGCCCCCUGGAAAUUCCAUUGUCAUUGGGUGGCCCUAACCGCAUGGGUCACACGAUGGGCCUUGAACGUGCGCAUUACAUGGCCGACAGGCUCUCCAGUUGCAGGGGUCCACAGGGCGGCCAUGCCCCUUAGAGCGACGGGUCGGUCACAGUUCUGACCCCUGCGACCGCGGUAGUUCCGCCACUGAUGAUUCAUAAAGAUCCAGUUAUGGGAUAAACAGAUAUGGUUUUCUACAUUUAUUAUAAAAUUUCUCAUCCUACAAAUACAUAUUUGUUAAGGGAUACAUAAACAUAAUAUUAAAAAUUCUAAGUGACAGUUCCUCAUUAACCUCUUUUAUUUAGCAUGGCUUGCCAUUCGUUUUGAUGGCAACUCUCAUAACACAGACCCUGAAAUAAAACAUUUUUUGUAUUUUAAUCUGCUAUAGCUCAAGUGUUUCUUUUGACUUUGACUUUUCAGAUCCCAUCUCCAGAGAUGUUUGAGGACCUCAUCAAGUUUUCCUUCCAGACUGAUGUGUUUAAUAAGAACAUUGGUUACAUGCGAUUUGACAUGUUUGCUGACUGUGAUCUUCUUAAUCAAGUUUCACAUCUGCUUGUCGAGCAUGUCUGGAACAAGAUUGUCGGCACAGAUGCCUUAAUUGUUGAUAUGAGGUACGUAGCAUAAAAUGCCUUCUUUUGAGCCUAAAAAACAUUUACAAUUUUGUUUUAGCAGCAUACAAGAAUAAUGAAGAUACAUUUGUGAGUUGCAAAUUACAGGUAAAUACCUGCACUAGCAAAGGGGUAUCAAACUGCUAUUGAUCACCAUGUGAAUAAAAAGCCAAAUGUCCAUCUCAUCCCUUGGUCUGAUUUACAGUCUAUUUCCCAAUAUAUCAAUGUGUUGCUAUUUUAUCUCUCUUUCAGUCUUAUGUCAUGUUUUCUGCCUCCCACUGUUUGUCAUUUUUUAGCCCAUCUUAUGUCUCACUUAAUUAGCAUAUUUUUGUUUUAACUCUGUCUUUCUAUGUACCUUUCUGUACUCUACUCCAUCAUUUUGAACUUCCGGUCAGUCACCUCUUUAUCAUUUUAACUUUCCACCCCCCUGUCUUAAUAUCCGAGUUGGUAUAGUAUUGUAAUAGCUAGAGAUUUGCCAAAAAAUGCCUUCAAGAACUGUUGUUUGUGGAAAUAAUCUGUGAAUGUAUUUUUGAUUCAGUGUGCAUAAUUCGCACUUUAGUUAUUGAAAACAAAAUGUAUUUUUGAUGCACAGAAAAAAAGAACAUUUACUGAAGUUAAAGAUAAGAAAACAGUAUUGGAUAUAUAGCAUUUCUACAAUUAUAAUAAUGACCUGCUCCCCCCCUCAAAUUCUAUAAUCCUCUCAUAUUGUUCCCAGUAGGUCUGGAUUCAUACCACAAACAUUUUUAUCAGAAAACAAUCAAAACCAUCACACAAUAUUUUCCCCCAGUAUAUCCCCCUCUCCCUCCCAGCACAUACAUAAUGGCCAUUUUGUUGGUGCGGGUGGGGGUUUGAAGUCCACCCAGGCUGUGUGUGUGGGUGCUGUGUGUUUGUGGGAGGCGGGGGGUGCUGUGUGUGGGGGGAUGCUGUGUGUUUGGAGGGGGUGUUGUGUGUGUGUGUGGGGGUGCUGUGUGUGUGGGGUGCUGUGUGUGUGGGGCGGGUGCUGUGUGUCUGGGGAGGGGGUGCUGUGUGGGGGGUGCUGUGUGUGUGAGGGGGGGUAGGGGGGGUACUGUGUGUAUGUGGCGGGGUGCUUAUGUGUGUGUGUGUGCGGGGGUGCUGUUGCAAAUAUAUUAAUACAAUCUGUAUCCCCCCCUCCCUUCUUACUUUUGGUGAAGGAGGAUGGACACAGCCAGCCCUGGUGAUCCGGUGGUGGUAAGAGGGACAGGUCCUGCGGCUCUCCUGUCCUCCCGCGCGCAGAAUGCUGUGUGGUGUGUUGCCAUCGUAACGUGCGGCAACGCUCCACACAGAUUGUUUGCGGGAGGACAGGAGGGCUGCCUCUCAGAUCCCUCCCCUGCUUCCGGGUCCUCCCGACACGGAAGCAGAGUAGGCGCCUGCCGUUUUGGGCAGGCAGGUGCCUACUCUGCACUGAUAGCGACCUAUGGCAGCGUGCUCGUGGAGAGGGCCCGGCGUGCCACCUGUGGCACGCGUGCCAUCGGUUCGCCAUCACUGGCCUAGGGGAUGUGCUCACUAAAAAUAUAUACUUUUGUCUAGCAAUUUUGCAUUCUGUGACUAUUAUAAAAUCUUGUCAUCUCAGCAUAUCAAAUUUUGCGAAGUAAAACCUUGAUUCACUCCUUUCAGUAUUUAUUUUGCAACUUCUAAAAAUUAACUGAACUAAGCAGAUUGGGAAUUUUAACAAUCAGAACUAAUUAGUUUUCUUUAGUUGGAUUUUGUGUGUAGAAAUUUGUCAUAGUAAAACUGAUUUUUUUAAAUGUAUUUUUUUUUUUUUUUAAAUUCAAUGUAAUAUUGCAUUAUGUACACUGAUCAACCACAACAUUAAAACCACUUGCCUAAUAUCGCGUAAGUCCCCUUGUGCUGCCAAAACAGAUCUGAUGCGUUGAGGUAUUGACUCCACAAUACCUCUGAACGUCUCCUGUGGUAUCUGGCACGAAGACAUUAGAAGCAGAUCAUUUAAGUCCUGCAUUCUUCUGCCUCUAGAGAACCAAACAGAAAAAAAUAGAGUCUGCGCAAAUAGUGCUUCUACCAUUUAUUAGAAGUCUUCUUCUUCUUCUGCCUUCAGUGCAUCUUGCUGACAACUCUUCCCCAGGACAUGCACAUACAGCCCUCCAUCCACCAGAAGAAAACGUUAUUCAUCAGCCAAUAGACAGGGCAUCAUGGGCACUCGGGAUUGGUUUGCGACUAAGCAGCCCCGUACACAGCAAAAUACAGUGCACUGUGUGCUUUGACGGCUUCCUAUCAUGGCCCGCAUUAAGUUUUUCAGUAAUUUGAGCUACUGUAGCUCUUAUGUAUGAUCAGACCAGAUGAGCUAGACUUCGAUCAUCAUGUGUAUCAAUGAGCCUUGGGUGGCCAUGAUGAUCCACAAUCAGUUCACCGGUUGUCCUUCCUUAUACUACUUUUGAUAGGUCCUAAACACUGCGUACAGGGAACACCCCACCAGGCUUGCUAUUUUGGAGAUGCUCUGACCGGGUCAUCUAGUCAUCACUAUUUGGCCUUGAUCUAAGUGGGUUAGAAUUACUCACAAUUUCCAGAGCUAAAAUCCAGCUCUGGUACGAAGUGCGUGAAGUGGAAUGAUCCCCACUCAAGGAUAUAUGGAGCAGUGACUUGCGGAAUAAGUGGUCCACCGAAGAUACCGACCGAGAAUUAAAACAAAUAAAAAUAUAUAGUGCUCACUGUAUGAUAUAAGUAUAAAAAAGAAGUAUGAAAUGUACUCACAAUAUAUUGAGCAUUCUUCUAUGCUCAUUUUUUAGCGUAUAGGUGGUUUAAUCCCCACCUAAGGAUUUUUCAUGAGUCCAUGUUGGUUCAGGUUAGUCAGGUAUAAAAAAUAAAAUAAUAUUUAAAUAAAAAUAGGAUUGUGGCAAUAAAGUAUUUGAGGCCAAAAUUCCUUUAUUAUGACAAUAUAAAAACUAUUAAAACAGAUUCUAAACGCGUUUCGCCCACAACAGGCUUCUUCAAGUAGAAUUAUAGUAAAUUUAGUAAAUUGUGAGUAAUUCUAACUUAUUGCACAUAUAUUCAACUAUAUCUACAUACUGUACCAUUGGUUGUCCUUUUACUUUUCUCCACAUAUGGCUCAUUGAAAAUACAAGUCAUCAUCUGGGAAGAGACAACAUUACGCUACAAAGAACACUCUUCAUUUAUUUGUGGACUAUCAACUUGGACUUUUUUAUCUCAAUUUUUAUUUUAUUUCAUUUUAGUAUAUAUUCUUUUAGUCAUAUACCUAUGUAUUUUUAUUAAACGUGCGCCCUAUUUCCUUUGUUCCAAUGGUAUUCACUUCACCUGUCAGUGUUUUUAAUGCUGUUGCUGGUCAUUGUAUACAUAUAGGGUAUCAAAAUAAAACCCUAUUUCUCCUUUCGAAAAUUAUGUAUAAUAUAUAUGGGUGCACUUAAACAGAAAGAGGUAAAUUGUGGCAGAAUGUUGUAAUUAUUGCAGUUUCUGAGAAACGGCAAUAAUUGCCUUGCAAUUGUAAUUAUUAUUGCAAUGCAGCAAAAUGCUAAUCAUUGUCUUAUUAUUAAACAGUAUAAUUAACUAUUUGAAACCACAAAUCUUCAGGUAUAUUUCUGUUAAAAGUACUGUUUAACCAUCUCUUCUUGUUUCAGUUUUAUAUUAAUGUUAUUUUUAAAGCAAUAUAUUUUGUCGGUUUUGCCAAGGUGUAACAAAAUGGAGAUAGUUCCAUGAAUGCAAUGGUCUAUAGGUUCUCCAGUGAUGUAAAUACUUAUGUAACUAACGUGAUUUAUAUGUAACAUAUGCAUUAAUUUGUGACUCACUUUACAGAUUCAACAUUGGAGGGCCCACCUCUUCCAUUCCAGCCCUUUGUUCAUAUUUCUUUGAUGAAGGGACACGUAUCCUGCUAGACAAGGUGUACAGUCGAGCAGCGAAUACCGUCACUGAUGUAUGGAGCCUCCCACAACUUGCAGGCAAGUUAAAAUCAUUGAGGCUUUGGCAGGAGCUAUCUGCAAUGGAUUGCUUAACAAUUUAUAUAAAUACAUCAGGUGGAUUUUUCACUCUACUGCCCAAGUGAAAAUAAAAAAUAUCAAUGAAUAUCCAAUGAAAACAUGUAUACAUUUAAUUAAGCAUUUUUCAAUGAGAAUACACCUAAAAACUGUUUCCAGAGCUGCAGAUCUUUGCAAGCUCUCCUUUUCCGACUGUCUGAGGCUGUCCAAUUACAGACUUCCCAAUGCAGCUCAAUGAGAAGUCUUUGCAAGGCAGGUGCUCUGAUCAAUUUCUGCCUAUUGACAUUAGCUCCACUGAGCUGGACUACAAGGAAGUGACAGGAUCAGUUGUCUGAUUAAUUGGGUUGUAACCAGGUUAAUUUAUAAAAGUGUCCCUUUCUAUUUAAAUCUACACUUUUUGUAAAAUGAAAAAUGAGGACACAGUCUUCACACAUAAAGCACUUCAGCAAACUAAAGUUCUUUAGAGGUCCGGAGUGUUCCUUUAAUAAGAAAGAUUGUUUAAACUAAACCAGUUUCUGAAAUCAUGACAUACAAUGGUCUGGGCAGAGCUUUUCCCAGUGGCAGGAAGCCAAUGUAAGGACUGACAGAGAAGUGAGGUGUGAGAUGACCGACUGGAGAGGAAAAUCAGUCUUGCGGCAGCAUUCAUUACAGACUGAAGAGAGGCUUUUGGGAAGACCAAUUAGGAGAGAGACCAAUGCAAGGAAUUACAAGAGCAUGGACAAGCUCCUUAGUAGCAUCUUGCGUAAGAAAGGGCCAGAUCUACAGGAUUUGGUAACUUACAGUUGAGAUCUUCAUAUACAGUAUUCCACAUAACCACCCUUCAACCCAGUUCUUUUACCCAUCAUGGUCACUAGCGGUCAAAUAGAGGAGUAGUAGAUCUGUUCUAGGAUGGUACAGUCCUCUCUUCCCUGGUUCAUACUAAAGUUCACUUCACUGUAUCCCAAUUAGCACUGGACUGAGAUUAAAACAGAUGCGUAUCGGCUACUCUCACACUAGAUCAUCACAACAGGAUGCAGAACUCCUGGUAUAAGGAUCUAAUUGCUAUAAAUUGGCAAGAAAACUUAAAGGAACACUAUAGGGUCAGGAACAUAAACAUGUAUUCCUAACCAUAUAGUGUUUAAGCCACCAUGUAGGUGUCUCCCACCCCCAGCCCCCAUAGAAAAGGUGAAAACUAACCUUAUUUCCAGGCCACACGGGUACGCCGACACUGGCCCCGCCGGGGCCAAACACUAUUUUAGCCAAUCAGCACCUCCUCAUAGAGAUGCAUUGAUUCAAUGCAUCUCUAUGAGGAGGUGCUGAUUGGUUAUCAUCAUCCCCAUGCAGAGUAUGGAGACGCUGAAUGGCAGUGCUGCCUACUGUGCAGCACUGCCCCAGAAAGCAACUCCAGUGGCCAUCUGAGGAGUGGUCACUUGGAUAUGUCCCUAGGAGACAAAGUAAACACUGCCUUUUCUGUGAAAAGGCAGUGUUUGCAUUAAAUAGCCUAAAGGCAAUGAUUAUAUUCACCAGAACAACUACAUUAAGCUGUAGUUGUUCUGGUGACUAUAGUGUCCCUUUAAUCAAACCAGUCAACAGAAUCAGCCAACCAUGAUAAUCUCCUAUAUAAUACCUUUUGGAAUCCAAAACAUAUGUUUACACACAUAUUAUUGUCCUAAUUGCUUAGAAGAGAGAAAGCAGAGAGGUGGAUAUCAUCAAAACAUCCAUUCUGCUUUUUGUUUUUGUUUUUUGUGGGCUGCCAUGCCAGUAAAGGUUACUCUAACCAGGUUUAAAACACCCACACUAAACAUGUUUCAUAAAUAUUUUUUUUUUUUUUUAACAGGUCCUUCUUAUGGGUCGAAAAAACCUCUAGUUAUCCUAACCAGUUCUGUGACUGAAGGAGCUGCUGAAGAAUUUGUGUACGUAAUGAAGCGACUGGGAAGGGCGAGUGUUGUCGGCGAGAAAACAAGUGGAGGAUGCCAUCCUCCACAGACAUACCAUGUAGAUGAUACGCUCCUGUACCUCAGCAUUCCCACUUCUCGCUCUAUUAGUGCAGAACCUGGAGCUUCUUGGGAAGGAAAAGGCCUGUUGCCAGACAUUAAUGUUCCUUCUGAAACAGCAUUACAAAAAGCAAGAGAAAUCCUGGAGUCGCAGCUUCAUGCUUAAUAUCUAGAAAGGACGUGUGCUUUAUUUAAAGAUUCCCACAAAAAGAUGGGGCAAUUCAUUACUUGUUAUGUAGAUUUUAGUAUGACAAGACCUAUAUACAGGAUGUACAUACAAACACGCACAUCCCUCUGUGCCGUACAAGACAUGUAUUAUGCACUGCCUUGACCGUCAUGUAGAUCUUCACGUGCACUCUGCUUGAAUUAGACGCACACUGCUAUGGACAGUGAUAUUCUUUAGUUAGAUAACACAUUAACAGCGCACAAAACGAGAACAAUGGUGCAUCUUAAAGUUAUUUUUACUUAGCAACAAUACCAUCGUUUUCAUUGUGUUAAGAAAGAGGAAACAUGCAAAAUAAGUGUUUAGUAUGCUAGCAUUACCAGUGCUCUGUCAUUAACCUAAACCCAUAUUAUGUGUUCUUGGUAAAUUGUGACUUCCCAGAAUUUUUUUUAAAUAUUGUGUUUACUUAUCCCCUGUAUUUAACAAACACGUGUUUGUUAGGUUUGAAUAAUAAAAUUAAAAGUAGAAAUCCACACCGUGUCCUGAAACUGUAUGCGCUACCAUUUUUUGUCAGUAAACAUAAUAUGUGUAAGAAAAGACAGAGAAACAAGCUUUCUUUUUCUCCUUCUAAUUUGCAUUGUGUGCCCUGGCUGCCUGGAAUGAAUUGGAUUGUGAUGUCAUUCACUAAAUCUCUAUAAAAAAGAAAACCAAAACUCACAUGUAAAAUAGAUUAACACAGGUUUUAGGUGUCUUUCCAUAUUUUGUUUUAUGAUGUAUUUUUUAGUUUUCCUUUAACCUCUUGAAGCUGUUAGGACAUGUCAUUAUGUCCUGAAUGGAAUGGGCUUUAACGUCGCUAGGGUCCUAACGUCUAUGCACCUUCAGCCCCUCGAAUCACCCUAAAUCCCCCCGAAUCAUACUCACCUCACUGGCUCCAGUUUGGGGAACUGCCUGGAUACCCAGGCAGUUCCCCAGCAGCCAAUUGGUUGCGACCAGAGUCACGUGAUUACAGUGACAGUCUAUCACCGUGAUCACUGAUACAAUGUCACAGUCAAUCAGGGGCGUACCUAGAGCAUUUGGCACCCAGGGCGGAUCCUGUGUCUGGCACCCCACCUUCUUAAUUGUUCUAUUUAACCAUUUCUCUGCUGAUCACAGUGCUAAUACUGCAAUUAGAGUGGUCAGUACACUAGUAUGCUUUGAUUUUAUUGUGGGGACUAGAUUUUUUAUUUUUUUGUUAAAAACGUGACCCUUUAACCAUUUUCUAGUUUUUGAUAACCCCUCCCUGCACUCUGAUUGUUGUGUUGUGUAUCAGAGCAUUUUAUCUUUUGUCUUACUUACAAAAAAAUUUAAUCUUUUAGGUCUAUUGCAGCGUUUUAUUCUAUGAUUAGUCGUUAAUUUUCGCUUUUAGGUUCUGGGUGUUCUCUUGGUGUAAGUGGGAAUUGGGGGAUAGGUUGAGAAGGCUUAUGCCAUGCUGACGCAUGAGUAAGAGGAGAGCAACUCUUUUGAUCUACCUGACAGUGUGACUCUUCCUGCAUCAGAUAAAAACCCCUAAGAGAGAAGUCUGGUGAAAAAAAAGAGUAUUGGAAACUAGAAAAGCUACAAUUUCUGGGGAAAUUGUGUAAAGUGUUCUUGCCUCCACCAGUAGUCUACAACUGGAGUGGGCGGAGUAAUUGUUAUACUUUAUUUAGCACAUUUAAUUGCAACGUUGUUGCACAGUUACAUUAAACCAUACAUUUAUAAAAACAUUAGCAGGUGUUCAAAAGGCCCUGUCUAUGACAUCACUUGCUGCUGCAGCUUGACACAGGUCAGAGUAUUUUGGUGGUUGCCAUCUUCAAACGGUCGUAUCUUAAAAACUAUAACUCCUACAGCGAAGAGCUUUAUAUUGUGAGAAUCACAAGACCCAGAUCUACAUUUUGAUGCAUAGUAUGUCUCUGAAGUAUUAAAAUUGAAGGCACAGUCGCAGUUUAGAAAUUGCACUUCAAAUUUGAGCUUUGCAGAGUGAAGUUUCAAUGAAAGUCAAUGGACGGCGUUAGUUGCAAACAAAUGAUUAUAUUGUGAAAACUAUCAGGACUAUGACUUAGCCGUUGACAUGGUUAGUGGCAGCAGGGAUAGCUGAACGUUUUGAUAUAAGAUUUGUGUAGGUGGGCCUGAAAAUAAGGGAGUGGUGGCAGUUUAGAAAUCAUGUCCUGAUUUUUCAGCUUUUGCCAGCUCCCACUCUAGCUUUGCCAUUCAUUCCUAUGGGACAAAUUUCGCCACAAGAACGACGAUAUUCCGUGAACCAUUCGGCGAAACGCUCCACAAAGUAAUAGCAAUCCGAUCGGGAACAAUCUGCACGUUUUGGUAAAUUUUUGUCUAUGUAGUGUAAAAACUGUGGGAGGAGUUAGGGUGGCAAAUUUGGCUAUAAUAAGAAUAAUAAUAUAUAUGUGAGAUAACAAUAAGUGGUCUUGCUAUGCAAGAACACUUAAUAACUGGCAUAAGCACCCCAUCCUUGCUACUCCUCUUUCUCUGAGUAGCUUAGCCAUUUCCUCCAUUUCAAUGAUAACACCCACUGCCCCCACUCUCCAGAAAUAACCACAAGAAUGACAGUCUACACAAAAUGAGACCCCUAAUUGAUCAUUGGAAAAAACUUUUUCAGAAAAUUACACCCAUGACCAAAAUAUCUGCAUAGAGAAGUCUCUCUUCAAGGUCACAAGAAGACUCUUUUUCAGACAUUCCAUCAAAGUGGCUCGCUAUGGAUUACAAUUUGUUUUAAUGUAAUUGUUUUAAAUUGUUUAAUUUAAUCAUUUUAAAAGUUGUGCGAAUGUAACACUGGGUCUGUGUGUCUAAAUGUUUUAAACUAUUAAUUUAGAACACUCUGUGUGUGACUCUUUG